Molecule: messenger RNA, 1428 nt
Organism: Trypanosoma theileri
Lineage: Eukaryota; Euglenozoa; Kinetoplastea; Trypanosomatida; Trypanosomatidae
Product: amino acid transporter
Exons: 1
Coding region: 1-1428 (475 amino acids)
Biological process (GO): amino acid transmembrane transport
Molecular function (GO): amino acid transmembrane transporter activity
Source: RefSeq, a predicted model, not a curated record
AUGGAAUAUCCCCGGGAAGAGGAAAACCCAAAUACGAAAAAUCUCAAUAUUAUUGAAGUUGAACUGAAUAAUAUACCACCAAAUAAGGACGAUCAUUCUCCAUCUGUAUCCGAUGACAAUGCAGAAUUCCUCCGCUCCAAUCGUUCUCCCGAAUCGAAAAAUCCUCCAACAUGUUUACAACGAGUAAAAGAUGUAUUUGGCCGUAUUGUGCCGUAUGGUGGAUUUGUGUCUAGUGUGUUUAAUUUGGCUUCUGUGUGUGUGGGUGCGGGUAUUCUUGGAUUACCAGCCGCAGCAAACAGCAGUGGUUUGUUAAUGGCCAUUAUGUACCUUUUGGUGAUCUCCUGUUUCGCCGUGUUUUCUCUCUAUAUUCUCUGUAAAACAAUGGAAAAGACAGGAAUCCGCUCAUUUGAAUCCAUGGCUAAGUAUUUAAUCGGAAGUCGUUUUGAUUACUUUGUUGCCUUUAUUCGAUGGAUUAACUCUUUUGGCACAACCAUUGCAUACAUCAUCAGUGUUGGUGAUAUUCUUCAGCCUAUUCUGUUGAAUGCAUCGGGAACUCCUGAGUAUUUGAAAACGAAAUCCGGACGACGCCUCUUGACAAGUUUAACGUGGCUUGUCCUUAUGCUUCCCUUGGUGCUUCCCAAACAAGUGAACAGUUUACGCUACGUUUCCACCAUUGCUAUUAUUUUUGUGGUUUAUUUUGUGGUGAUGAUUGUCAUUCAUUCCUCUUUAAAUGGACUGGAGAAUCUUCAUCAUAUCGAUGGUGAGACCAUAAAGCUGGUGAAUACGGGUAAUGACGCUGUGGGAGGUCUUGGUGUGUUUAUGUUCGCCUUCGUCUGUCAAAUCAAUUGCUUUGAAGUUUAUUGGGAAAUGACAGAUCGUUCCAUUAAAAGGUUUACAUUAUCUUCCGCGGUUGCCAUGAUCUUGUGCUGUGCUUUAUACAUCUUCACUGUCUUCUUUGGAUACAUUGAGUUUGGCAGCAAGUUGAAGGGUUCCAUUCUCCUCAUGUACAAUCCAGUAGCGGAGCCGAUGGUGAUGGUGGCGUAUGUUGGCAUAUUGGUGAAGUUGUGUGUUUCCUACGCCCUGCAGACAAUGGCGUGCCGUAACGCGAUUUACCACGUCAUUCGCUGGGAGGUGGCGACCCUCCCGUACUGGAAACACUUCAUUGCGGUGAUUUUACUGUCCACCGUGGUGUUGCUGUGUGGGCUGUUCAUUCCCAAUAUCAAUACGGUGUUUGGGUUUGUGGGGGCCAUCUGCGGUGGUUUUCUCUCCUUUGUGUUCCCCGCGCUGUUCUAUCUCUACUCCGGUGGGUGGACCCUGCGGUCGGUGGGCUGGUUUGAUUAUGUCUUUACACACCUGCUCUUGAUUGCCGGAGUGAUUGGUAUUGUGUUUGGCACCAUCGCAACCAUUUACAGCACAGUGAUCGGGUAA